Messenger RNA from Fusarium venenatum, 780 nucleotides. RefSeq lists its product as uncharacterized. NCBI's taxonomy places the organism in Eukaryota, Fungi, Ascomycota, Sordariomycetes, Hypocreales, Nectriaceae. The record is from RefSeq and is a predicted model, not a curated record.
AUGUCUUUCGCACUUUGGUCAGUUUGCCCGAGAUGUCGCUUCAUGCACAGAUCAGACGAAGAUUGUUAUCAGCCAGAUGACGAGCCGCUGUCUCUUUACUCGAGCCUUACCGCCCGCGACAUUGCCCGUCAGGCUAGCCAGCGUGGCCGCACCGCCCGGGCUCCUGAGAUGCAAGAUCAAUUUGGUCAGCAGCCUCACAUUAGACACCGCCGCGAGCGUAGCCGUGGUCGGACUCUUGACCGUGAUCAUGACCACCAUCAUGCGCAUGGUCAACACCAUGCUCAUGGCCAUCAGCACGGCCACGGUCACCAUCAGGGUCACGGACAUCAUCAUCACGACAAUGAUGAUCUCUCUGAUUUCACUGACGAUGGUAGACACCCCCCUGCUUAUGGUCAACAUCAUGCUCAUGGCCAUAGACACGGUCAUCAUGAUGAUGAUGAUGAUUCCUCUGACGAUGAUCAGAUCCAUCAUGAUCAUGGCCGCCAUCGUGGUCGCGCUUCUCACCACGAUCAGGGCCAUCGUCAAUUGGAUGCGCCUCCUUCUUACGCCACGGCUCCUCCGGGAUAUGUCAUGGCUCACCAGGCCCAUGGCCAUGCUCCUCAGGGAUACGGCCAAGCUCCUCAAGGGUACGCCGUUCGACCUCCUCCGGGGCGAGGUCAAGCUCCUGAGGGGUAUGGCCAGGCCUUUAACCAACAGGCCUUCAACCAGGCACUUGCCCAGCAGGCCUACAGCCUCCAGGGUGUCAUUCCCAUCGAUCGCUACCGCCGUGGCUUUCAGUAA